AUGGCUAUGGAGGGAAAUGCUAAGGGGCCGGAGAACCCUGAUAGUGCUCCCAUGAGACCGGUCUCCUCCCUAUUAUCCCACUUCGAGAACCUAUCGCAUCGCAAAACGAAAUCCACGGUUGGGAUCAUUCCACAUGAAUCUUCAACACGUUUCCUAAGGACCCCGGAACCUGGCGACGAACCUCGGUCUUCAAGCCGCGCCUCCUUGGACCUACCUCGUCCAGACUCUCACUGGAACACGCCUGCUGAGGAGAGGCCCGGUCGUAGUUUUGACCAAGCCAACGGUAAUAAUCUACGGCCCCGUGGAUCCCCUGGGAGUCAAAGCCAACAUGGCCGGCCCAUGUAUAUGAACUUCCAGCAUUCGUCAUCGUCUCAGCUCACGCCUACAUUGGCCGUCCAUGCUCCACAAUCGCCGCCGCGCAGUCAACAAAGAGAGAUCCGAUCGCCUAGUCAAGAGGACAAUCGGACUGCCAGGAGCUAUUUCCAUCGUCCCAGGGAAUCUUUAUCUGCGGGUGUUUCACCUGCUCCUGCUGGCCGACCGGUUACUCCGACGAAACUUGGAUCUUCCGUUCCCAUGGUGGAGACUAUGCAUAGACUGUCUCCUAGUUUAUCAGCUGUGAACGGAAGUGGCAGUCCGCUAGAUCGGAAACUGAAAAGUGUCUCAUUACCCCCGCCGGCAAAUAGGGCAGAGAAGCCCAAAAUCCCAGCUAAGCCCGCUAUGUUUUCUCAUCCGGAUACAAUUCCUCACCUGGAUACAAAAUCUUUGGCUCCCCAACCGGAAAGGGCAUCUGAUGACCUUGUAUCUCCAUUUAAUACGCCCCCGAGUAGUCCAGAGAAGGUUACAUCCAAGCCUGCCUCUGCUACAAAAGCUGCCCCAAGACUUCCUCCUUCAAGGCCCUCGGUUGAGCCUUUCGCUCGACGCUCGUUCGACGGACGACUCCCUGCCUCGAAUUUGAAUACUAGAUACGAUUCUAGAGAAGCAAGCGUAUCCCGCACCCGUCCGAUUCCCGAGCCCAGUCGAAGCACGAAGCCAUUGAUGGUACAAAUCCCAGCUACAUCAUCUAUCUAUUCAGAGUCCUCCGAGGCUCCACCUCUAUCCGCCCAAAGACUUAGAUCUAGUGACGCCCCCUAUGAUCGACCUGGCCUUCCGCCCAGGCCAACCUCUGCCCAUCCAUUCAGAAGGGGCCCUUCACCUUCUAGAGAGUUCCCCCAACCUGUGGCCAGUCCGGCACAAAUGGCGCCAGUUCUUCGUCCUGCACCCUCUCAUCAGCAUGCGUCUGAACCUCAGACCCCACGCAUUGGUCAACGACAGCCUUCUUUGCCAGAACCGUCAUUCCCAGAACGUCGAUUGGCGCGCACCGAUACAGAAGAAGAAGAAUUGGUGACAGAUGAGCCCGCGAUCUCAAGAACUGAUUAUCCCGAUGCUUCACAAGCUAAUAGACGCCCUCCGCUCCUCAAAACUAGCCCAACGGAGAUUCCAACUAAAUAUGACACUCGCCUAGUCGACGUGUGCGGCAAGUAUGUUUGCACUACCGGAUAUAUAACUCGCGUGUGGGAUCUCACCACUGGCGAGCAGGUCAUGAGCCUUAGCCAUGGCGAAACAGUGAAAUGCCUUUCUAUCGCCUUCAAGCCAGGGAACUCGCUUGAAGAAGAAGGGCAGCGCUUCUGGGUCGGUACUAGUUCUGGUGACCUACAUGAAAUCGAUAUUCUAUCUCGAUGUAUCGUGGCCACUCGCGCCUACCCUUCUCGUCGAGAGAUCAUCCAAAUUCACCGCCACAAGAAAGAAAUGUGGACUCUGGACGACGAGGGUCGGCUGCUGGUAUGGCAGCCAGAUGAAAGUGGCACUCCUAAUCUGCAUUAUAGCUACCACAGCCCGCAGGAACGAGUGGCACGGGGCCAUACCUUCUCCAUGGUGGUGGAUGAUAAGCUAUUGUUGGCAACGGGCAAGGAUGUGUACAUCUACCGCCCAAGUGCCAAGGAUGAUACUUCAUUCAAGCUUUUCAAACGGCCGAUAGGCCAACAGCACUCGGGCGACGUAACAUCUGGUGCCUUCAGCACUAAGAAUGGCGGCCGCGUGUACCUGGGCCAUGCAGAUGGCAAAGUGACUGUCUACUCUUCCGCUGACUUCUCUUGCUUGGCAGUAGUCAAUGUCAGCGUAUACAAGAUUAACUGUCUUGGCUUUGUCGGAGACUAUCUGUGGGCAGCUUAUAAAACGGGAAUGAUAUACGUCUACGACGUUAAGACCAACCCAUGGACUGUGAAGAAGGACUGGCGUGCCCAUGAUAGUCCCGUCUCUGCCUUUGUGCUAGACACAAGCAGCGUGUGGACGAUGAAUCGUCUGCAAGUGACAUCGCUUGGCACUGAUAAUUGUAUUCGUCUCUGGGAUGGAAUGCUGGAGGAUGAUUGGUUAGAUGCUCGAAUGGAAAUAAAAGACGUAGAGUACUGCACCUUCCGAGAACUCAAAACCAUUGUUCUUACAUGGAAUGCUGGUGCUGCAACCCCUGGCAGCGUACGCACUUCCGACUUCAUUAAAGACGCACUUCGUCCAGAAGACCCUCCAGACAUUGUGGUUUUUGGUUUCCAAGAGUUGGUAGAUCUUGAAAAUAAGAAGAUUACAGCUAAGAGCUUGUUGCUUGGUAGCAAGAAGAAGGAGAACGGCGAGAAGGAACACAUGAGCCGACAGUACCGAGUUUGGGUCGAUCACUUGACCCGGACUCUUCACGAGUGCAUGCCCCUCGAAGAGUCCUACGUUCUUCUCCACACCUCCAACAUGGUUGGACUCUUCACCUGUAUCUUUGUCAAGCACAAGGAGCGUAUCAACAUUAAAAGUGUAUGCGCAUCAGAGAUCAAGCGCGGAAUGGGAGGAAUGCAUGGUAAUAAGGGUGCUCUCAUUUGCCGCUUCAUUCUUGACGAUAGUUCCAUGUGCUUUGUCAACUGCCAUCUUGCUGCCGGCCAAACACAGACUGCACACCGUAACAAUGAUAUUGCAGCAAUCCUCGAAGCUGAAUGCUUGCCUGCGGAGAACAGUCUCUCGGUGCGAAGUAAUCAGUAUGCAAGUGGUGGUGAUGGUUCCAUGAUCAUGGAUCACGAAGUUUGUAUUUUGAACGGAGAUCUUAACUACCGUAUCGAUUCUAUUCCCCGCCACGUCAUCAUCAACGCCAUCCAACAAAACAACCUUGCCAAGCUUCUCGACCGCGACCAACUCCUCGCCUCCCGACGCAAGAACCCAGGGUUCCGACUGCGCAGCUUCAUCGAAGCACCCAUCACAUUUGCACCGACCUAUAAAUACGACGUUGGCUCCGACGAAUACGACUCAAGUGAAAAGAAACGUUCCCCGGCUUGGUGUGAUCGUAUUCUAUACCGAGGCUCUGGCCGCGUCAAGCAGCUUGACUACCGUCGGCUUAUUGUCCGUGCCUCCGAUCACCGACCUGUCUGUGCGGCCUUCAAGGUUCGUGUUAAGACGGUGCUACCUCAAGAACGGGCGGUAGUUUGGGAGAAGUGUCAACAAGACUUUCAGGAUGAGAAGCGUAGACUUGCUUCUGAAGCUAGCAUCGAAUAUCUCAUCACUGUCUUGGGCACUGAUCCUCGACAGGCCCGCGCCCUAAUUCUAGGAAAUGGAGGGAAAUAG
Molecule: messenger RNA, 3627 nt
Organism: Penicillium verhagenii
Lineage: Eukaryota; Fungi; Ascomycota; Eurotiomycetes; Eurotiales; Aspergillaceae
Product: putative inositol polyphosphate phosphatase
Exons: 6
Coding region: 1-3627 (1208 amino acids)
Biological process (GO): phosphatidylinositol dephosphorylation
Molecular function (GO): protein binding; phosphatidylinositol-4,5-bisphosphate 5-phosphatase activity
Source: RefSeq, a predicted model, not a curated record